Talaromyces rugulosus is the source of this 1785-nucleotide messenger RNA. RefSeq lists its product as uncharacterized. The transcript has 12 exons. Bases 1 to 1785 code for a protein of 594 amino acids. The record is from RefSeq and is a predicted model, not a curated record. Lineage: Eukaryota; Fungi; Ascomycota; Eurotiomycetes; Eurotiales; Trichocomaceae.
AUGGUGGCUCGGCUUUCUCAGUCCUUCUCGUCGCGUAUGCUGGACGACGAUGAGCUUGAUAUGCCCGAGAUUGGUAAUGAGAAUUCUAUGGAAGAAGUAGCUAGGAAAAUUGCUAGGUAUAUCAUUGCCGCGAUUCCAGAUGUUCCUUGCACAUUCGAUGACAUGAGGUCAUCUGUCGUUGGCCAGAGGUUGCGGCCAUUAGUGAAAUACCUGUCUGAGACUGUUCACAAUCAGAAUUUGAUUCGUGCACUGAUGGUACUGAAAUGGCAUUUUGACAACCUCCCGGAUGAUGAAAUUGGCCUCAACGAGAGCCGUGGAUACGCCUGUGAAUUCGUUGCCUGGCAGUUUCUCACUUCACUAUCUCACCGGGAGACGAUCGAGUUCCUUCUACAGGAUCUUCUUGACUCCAGACAGCAUUCCAUUAAUAUCGGGGAUGCCGAGCGAGGGUCUUCCGGGUAUGCUGCCAUCACAGAAGAACCCCGGAUCUCACACGAAAGAACACCACUGCUUUCAGCUUCAGCUUCCUCAGGACAUGGUUUCUUUGAAUCUAACAGAUCCUUCAGCACUGGAGUUACCUUUGACGCAACUUCUAUUUAUGGAACCCACUCCGAAUUUGACGGUGUCAACGCAUUGGAGAUUGCAGCAAUUGUGCAUGCAAAAAAGUUCCUCAGUCAAAAAGUUGUUCAAAAAAUCAUCGACGAUAUAUGGCGCGGCGAGAUCAUCUUUUGGGAUAGCCUCAACGUACAUGCAAAGAAAAUGCCACACGUUCUAAGAAAAAAAAACAUUGAUCCUUAUUGCCGCCUUCGCAUUCCGAUCUAUCGCAAAGCGUUUGAGGCAGUUUUCUUCAUUUCAUUUCUUGUCAUCUACUAUGCGGUGCUAGCCCAGCGCGAUCCCAAUUCAAUCAAUAUGCUAGAAAUUCUUAUGUAUAUAUGGAUCACAGCCUUUGCCUACGAUGAGCUCAGCGGAAUUACCGACGCUGGAAUGCUGUUCUACCAACUCGACUUCUGGAGCCUCUGGAAUGUAGGAAUCAUUGGGGUCGGAAUUGCUUUCUUGGAUUUGUUCCCUAGUCAGCCUGAAUUCCUAUUUUGGGAGCUUGGGUUUCUAACUACGUUUACCAUGCUAGCUCGUGAUCGACUAACACUUAGUCAAAUGUCUUGGAUCCUUGUCAAGGUCUUCUUUGGUUCGGCGACUCUUGGGUUGGACGUCGCGCAAGAGAUCUCUCCCGUUUUUGGCUAUGGGCUGAUGAUUAUUUUCGUGUGCAUGACGAACAUCCUUCUGAUCUCAUCGGUGAUCAGUUUGAUGAGUUUGAGCCUGGAAGGCGUUAUGGCACAUGCGCGCGAAGAAUACCUCUUCCAGUGGGUGUCUUUACUUUCUUUUGUCGCGCAGAAAAGCGAAAAGCUGGCUGACAUGAACUUAAUUCCCCUGUUGUGCCUGCGGCCGUUGCGGUUGAUACUUUCGUCAGAGGCUUUGCGCCGUCUCCGCAUCGUUCUGUUGAAAAUUACUCACGCCCCUUUCGUGAUGAUCAUCCUAGCAUAUGAAGCUAGAGGGCGGAGAUCGCGACAAACAUUUGAAAUGCGACCCCCUCCCUCGCCAGCCACGCUAUCGUCGAUUUGGCGGGAAUCGCAGCCAAGACGCACUUUUGCCGGGCGGGCGACGAUUCCCCGGCAGCCGUCACCACGAUCAUUGGGCGCUGGCAAAAAGCGUGACGACGGCGUCGACUCGGUCGAGGACCGUUCCGAGGACGGUGGGUCAGCAGUUGGCAGCUGGCGAGAACGCGUUGGCUAG